GGCUCAGAGCGACGGUUGUUAUCUGCAUGGUCUAGGGAGAUAAGGUGAAUGGCAUGCCCUCUCGACGGUCUCACACUAAAUCCCAUCACGGCUGUGCCCAGUGCAAACAUCGUCGGAUAAAAUGUGACGAGUUUCGGCCUAUUUGCGGCUCCUGCCAUAAGAAGCACAUCAGAUGUUCAUUUGAGGGCCAAAUCACACCCCAAAUAUCGCAUCACAGCUUUGCUGCCUCCGGUACCCGCGUCGAUCUCAUUCCGAGAAGUGACGGCUUCCAACUCCCACUGUUGGACUUGGAUCUCUUGAACCACUGGCACGUGGCGACCGUGCGGACACUGGUACACGACAAAUCCACAGAGAAGGUUCUGCGGGAGUUUGUCCCACAGGAGGCUCUAUCGCAUCCGUUUUUAAUGCACAGUCUAUUGGCUUUAUCCGCACUUCACCUAAGUCACCAUGGCCCCGUCGAGAGAAGACACAAGUACACCGAGGCCGCCAUGACGCACAACAACAUUUCGCUAUCUCUGUGUAAGCCUCUUCUAAAUAAUGUAACUUCAGGAAACUGCCAUGCUUUGUUUGCAUUCUCCUGCUUCGUCGUUAUGUUCUCGUUUGCUGCGCACGGACCAAAGGCCGACCCAGGAGCUCUGCGCCUGUCGGCUGUUCUUGAGGUUUUCAUGUUAAUUCGGGGUGUAGCUUCAAUAGUGGGACAGGCUCGCCCAUGGAUUGAAGCGGGCGGUAUGCGAGAUUUACUGAAACUCGGCGAGCAGCCACGUGAGGAAUCAAAGACAACGCGUGCGCAGGAGUUAUAUGCUCGCAUAUCGGACAUUUAUGACAAUAUGAGACGGUCUUCUCGGCCGGACUGCUAUGAUAGCGAGAGCUUAGUGAUUGAAGAAUCCGUUCAAAAGUUCCUUGACCUGCUGCAACAGGCAAUCAGUGUGGCAAAUCCGGUUCCCUCCAUUAUGAUGAGGUGGCCUGCCGUGGUCAGUGUAAAGUACCUGGAUUUGUUGCAGGCAAAUCAUCCCACGGCACUGGUGGUACUCGCUCAUUAUGGUGUUGCACUGGAACUGAUGGCUGAGAAUUGGUGGUUGGAUGGGUGGGGUGCGUUUUUGGUGAACAUUGCUUUGUAUCGUUCGGGACCGGAUUAUGGGCCAGAGCUUGUAUGGGCACGGAAAGCUAUCACCCGGGAGUGAUAAAGCUCAGUCAUUCAGUCCAUCUUCAUAGGAAGAUCUAAUUGAAGUGUCUUUCACGGUCGCGUGCUAUAGAACCUGGAAAACAACCCGAGGCAUGCUUGCUGAGAGUCUCUGCCGCAUCUACAUAUGCAAACUAGAUCAAGCGUCAAGCGUGAGAAGAGAAUGUUACUGGCGCUGCGGCCUUUCUUCCAACGGUGUUCAUGGACUCAGAGACUCAGCCUUACUCAUCAAUGGCUCGGGCUUGUUUGGGUUGAAGCUCAACGUGGUCUAAACACCUCAACAUGGUCGAGGGGGCGUGUACAACUCAACCCCACUCCCUCGAUACUGCAACGGAUUCUUCCACCAUUUCAGGAUUGACUUGGGAGUUUCAGGUGAAUUAGGGUGAAUAGGAUAGUCGGGG
Molecule: messenger RNA, 1581 nt
Organism: Aspergillus welwitschiae
Lineage: Eukaryota; Fungi; Ascomycota; Eurotiomycetes; Eurotiales; Aspergillaceae
Product: Zn(II)2Cys6 transcription factor domain-containing protein
Exons: 1
Coding region: 54-1181 (375 amino acids)
Biological process (GO): regulation of transcription by RNA polymerase II
Molecular function (GO): DNA-binding transcription activator activity, RNA polymerase II-specific; zinc ion binding
Source: RefSeq, a predicted model, not a curated record